Molecule: messenger RNA, 2537 nt
Organism: Oryctolagus cuniculus (rabbit)
Lineage: Eukaryota; Metazoa; Chordata; Mammalia; Lagomorpha; Leporidae
Source: RefSeq, a predicted model, not a curated record
UUCUCUUCCCGUCCCAGAGCUGAGACAACGGAGGCAAAACCCAAAAGCACUAGUCCUGCCAAAGCCUCGCCUGAGAAUGUAGCCAGGCCUGCAGGUCGAGCUUCGAGUCAGCAGCGUUUCCGUGCACGGAGGAACCCGCCGAGACCCCCAAGAUGCCGAAGCCAAUCAACGUCCGCGUCACCACCAUGGACGCAGAGCUGGAGUUUGCCGUCCAGCCAAAUACAACCGGAAAACAGCUGUUCGAUCAGGUGGUGAAGACCAUCGGCCUCCGGGAAGUCUGGUACUUUGGCCUGCAGUACGUGGAUAAUAAAGGGUUUCCCACCUGGCUGAAACUUGAUAAAAAGGUCUCCGCCCAGGAGGUCCGGAAGGAGAACCCCGUCCAGUUCAAGUUCAGGGCCAAGUUCUACCCGGAGGACGUGUCCGAGGAGCUCAUCCAGGACAUCACGCAGAAGCUGUUCUUCCUGCAAGUGAAGGAAGGCAUCCUCAGUGACGAGAUCUACUGCCCGCCCGAGACGGCCGUGCUGCUCGGCUCCUACGCCGUGCAGGCCAAGUUCGGAGACUACAGCAAGGAGGCGCACAAGGCCGGCUACCUCAGCUCUGAGCGGCUGAUCCCGCAGAGGGUCAUGGACCAGCACAAGCUCUCCAGGGACCAGUGGGAGGACCGGAUCCAGGUGUGGCACGCGGAGCACCGCGGGAUGCUCAAGGACAGCGCUAUGCUGGAGUACCUGAAGAUCGCCCAGGACCUGGAAAUGUAUGGCAUUAACUACUUCGAGAUCAAAAACAAGAAGGGGACGGACCUCUGGCUCGGCGUCGACGCACUCGGGCUGAACAUCUACGAGAAGGACGAUAAGUUGACCCCAAAGAUCGGCUUUCCUUGGAGUGAAAUCAGGAACAUCUCUUUCAAUGACAAAAAGUUUGUCAUUAAGCCCAUCGAUAAGAAGGCACCUGACUUCGUGUUCUACGCCCCCCGCCUGAGGAUCAACAAGCGGAUCCUGCAGCUCUGCAUGGGCAACCACGAGCUGUACAUGCGCCGCCGGAAGCCGGACACCAUCGAGGUCCAGCAGAUGAAGGCGCAGGCGCGCGAGGAGAAGCACCAGAAGCAGCUGGAGCGGCAACAGCUGGAGUCGGAGAAGAAGAGGAGGGAGGCCGUGGAGCAGGAGAAGGAGCAGAUGUUGCGGGAGAAGGAGGAGCUGAUGGUGCGGCUGCAGGACUACGAGCAGAAGACCAAGAAGGCGGAGAAAGAGCUCUCCGACCAGAUCCAGAGAGCCCUGCAGCUGGAGGACGAGAGGAAGCGCGCCCAGGAGGAGUCCGAGCGCCUGGAGGCGGACCGCGUGGCCGCGCUGCGGGCCAAGGAGGAGCUGGAGAGGCAGGCGGCGGACCAGAUAAAGAGCCAGGAGCAGCUGGCCGCAGAGCUCGCCGAAUACACCGCCAAGAUUGCCCUGCUGGAGGAGGCGCGGCGGCGCAAGGAGAGCGAGGUGGAAGAGUGGCAGCACCGGGCCCGGGAGGCCCAGGACGACCUGGUGAAGACCAAGGAGGAGCUGCACCUGGUGAUGACGGCGCCCCCGCCCCCGCCGCCCCCCAUGUAUGAGCCGGUGAGUUACCACGUCCAGGAGCACCUGCACGAGGAGGGCGCGGAGUCCCUGGGCUACAGCGCCGAGCUGUCCAGCGAGGGCAUCCUGGACGACCGCCACGAGGAGAAGCGCAUCACCGAGGCCGAGAAGAACGAGCGCGUGCAGCGACAGCUGUUGACCCUCAGCAACGAGCUGUCCCAGGCCAGAGACGAGAACAAGCGGACGCACAACGACAUCAUCCACAACGAGAACAUGAGGCAGGGCCGCGACAAGUACAAGACGCUGCGGCAGAUCCGGCAGGGCAACACCAAGCAGCGCAUCGACGAGUUCGAGGCCAUGUGAAGCCCCGGCGCGCCCGCGCCCUCCUGCUCUGUCUGCAGAUCCAGUGCCUUCACGCGGGGGCCAGGCGCCCGCAGGAGUCGCCUGGGCCGGGCCCCGGGCCAGGCGCCCUUGUUCACUGUCCCCACUGUCUCCUAGUGCCAGGCGGGCCUCGCGGGGUUGGGUGUGGGAUGGCUCCCUGCCCCCGCAGAGGCCGCGUGCCAGGGUCGGCGCCAGCCGGCGAGCCAGGAGGGCAGGAUUCCGCCUCCUUAGGGACACCUCGCGCCUUCGCCCGUGCCAUACUCUCUCUGUAUUUGAAAUGAGCUCAGAUUGAUUGAUUUGUUCCUGAUUUCUAUGAAGGAUCCACCUCUGCAGUCCGCGGGUGAACAGUCGACUCGGAGUCGGUGUCCCUGAUGUCCCCUGCGCGGCUGCGGCUGGCAGAACCUGCAGGGGCCACUCCCAGUGGACACUCACGGUUAACUCUCUGCUUCACAGACCACCUUGUGGGACUUGUUCGUGAGAACCAUCAGCUUAGCGCAUCCUAUUUAUGUACGCGACAAUGGAGUUGGUGACAUUAGUUUCAAAAAGGGAAAGCCUUCUGUAUAUUUUGUUACCUUUUACAGAAUAAUAAAGAAUUACCAAAUAGAA